This is a messenger RNA of Chlamydomonas reinhardtii, 2580 nucleotides long. RefSeq lists its product as uncharacterized. The coding region runs from base 233 to 1687 and encodes 484 amino acids. Gene Ontology annotation, cellular component: nucleus; cytoplasm. The transcript is spliced from 10 exons. Gene Ontology annotation, molecular function: ATP binding; calcium/calmodulin-dependent protein kinase activity; calmodulin binding. The record is from RefSeq and is a predicted model, not a curated record. Lineage: Eukaryota; Viridiplantae; Chlorophyta; Chlorophyceae; Chlamydomonadales; Chlamydomonadaceae. Gene Ontology annotation, biological process: intracellular signal transduction; peptidyl-serine phosphorylation; protein autophosphorylation.
GGAGCGCUGCUAGUCCAUAGAUCAAAAUUCUCUUUUAUUCCAUUGAGCCUCCGAGACACUCAAAACAGCCAGCGGAAGUCCAGCGUGCGGCUUUCCUUGUUGUGUCCAUUCUGUACUCCUCGCCGCAAGCCAGCGCAGAGUUUGGGCUUCGAGGCGGCUGCGGUGGAGGCUCAGGGGCUCCGCUCCGACCGGCGCAGGCACUUACAUAUUGCCGGUAUUAUAAGCAUCAACCAUGGGGGACCCGCGAGUCUCCUUCUCGGUUGCAAACAUCCUCGGCAAGGGCCCGAAUGACCCGAAGCUGGAGGACGCCUACCGCGUGGAUAAGCAGAUCGGCAAGGGUGCCUUCGGUGUGGUGCGUGCGGGCGCCAAGCGGUCCACGGGCGACCCGGUGGCGGUGAAGAGUAUCAGCAAAGCCAAGCUGGUGUGCAAGGAGGACGUGAAGGACGUGCAGGCGGAGGUGGCCAUCAUGAACCUCGUGGCGGGGCAUCCCUACGUGGUCACGCUGCGGAGCACGCACGAGGACAAGGAGUUCGUGCACAUUGCCAUGGAGCUUUGCGCGGGCGGCGAGCUGUUUGACAGCAUCGUGGAGGCGGGCAACUUCACGGAGAAGAAGGCGGCGCUGUACUUCCGGAAAAUGGUGGAGGUUGUGAACCAUUGCCACGAACUGGGUGUGAUGCACCGCGACCUCAAGCCCGAGAACUUCCUGCUAACCAGCAAGGGGCCGGAGGGCGAGCUGAAGCUGACGGACUUUGGGCUGGGCGUGUUCUUCAAGCCCGGCGAGCGCUUCCGUGACCUGGUGGGGAGUCCAUACUACGUGGCGCCCGAGGUGCUGCGCAAGAACUACAGCCACGAGGCGGACAUGUGGAGUCUGGGCGUCAUUCUAUACAUCCUGCUGUCGGGUCUGCCGCCCUUCUGGGGCGACACCGAGGACCAGAUCUUCAAGAUGGUGCUCAAGGGCCACAUCGACUUCAAGACGGACCCCUGGCCCAAGAUCAGCGAGGCCGCCAAGGACUGCGUAAAGCGGCUGCUGGACCAGGACGUGACCAAGCGCGCCACCGCGGCGCAGAUCCUGAAGCACGAGUGGCUGGUGAAGGAGGGCGUGGCGCUGGACAUUGCGCUGGACAGCGUGGUGCUCAAGCGCCUCAAGCAGUUUGCGCAGAUGAACAAGCUCAAGAAGGCAUGUCUCAUGGUCAUCGGCCAGCACCUGACGCCGGACGAGAUCGCGGGUCUGAAGGAGCUGUUCAAGUCCAUCGACGCGGACGGCAGCGGCACCAUCACAGUGGAGGAGAUGCGCAAGGCGCUGGCGCAGUGGGGCCACAAGAUCAACGAGGUGGAGCUGCAGCAGCUGAUGGCCAUUGCGGACGUGGACGGCGACGGCCUCAUCGACUACAACGAGUUCGUGGCGGCCACCAUGCACCUCUCCAAGCUGGAGAAGGAGGAACUGUUGCAGCAGGCCUUCAAGCAGAUCGACAAGGACGGCAGCGGCACCAUCAGCGUGUCGGAGCUAGAGCAGGAGCUGAAGAAGUUCGGCAUCUACGACGACGCCAAGGAGCUGUUGGCCACGGCCGACACCAACGGCGACGGGCUAAUCGACUACCUGGAGUUCUGCUCCAUGCUCCGGAACAACAACGAGGCACUCAAGCAGUCGACGCGCGCCAUCAAGCGUCAAUACUCGAAGUUCUUCUAAGCAGCAGGCCAUGGCAGAGCGACAACAUUGCAGGCCUGGAAUUAGGCCAGCAAGGGAGCACGGAGCAAAUGCGUUACUGGAGCGCACUCGGCGGCAAGGCGGAGAUGAAGGGGAGGCGGAGCACGACCGGCGGCAGGACGGAGCAGGGAGCAAUGGCGUUCAAGCAGCUGCACAAGCGGCGGCGCCGUUGAUCAUGAAGCGUGGUCCACCAACUUGUGACUGGUGCCCCGCCGCGAGCACACGUACAUGACGCGGGCAGGUGUUUGUGUUUGAGAGUCCGAGUCUGUGGCGGCGCCCGCGCGCAGGCCCGGGCUGUUGCCGUGUGUUUGGACAGGUGCAGUACAUGCGCGCUAGUUUGGUCAAGAGCUGAGGCGUCGAGCUGAGGCGCCCGGUAGCCGGGCGUAAUCCCACAUAGUGUGCGGUAGAUGAUCGCUGGACACCACUCACUGACGGGAAUCUGGGCUUGUGGGGGCCGUGAUGCCGUUGUUGGGGUCAGCAAGGAGGGUAGGGGCAGUGUGAAGGAAUCGAAGGAUUUACAGGACCGCAGGGUUGGUGAGAUAACGUACUCAGCACAGCAGGGGGCAACGCAAAGGAACGGGCGGACACAGUCGGCGUUUGCCUUGCUAGGGUAGCAGCCAAACCGGCACGGGCAAUGGGGUGAUUAGACAUGCACUAGCUGGCAGUUCUGCAGACUAUGCAGCGUGGUUAGGUUGGUAGAUGAUGGUGGGCAGAGAUGAGAACGUCAUCGCUGUAUGUGCACAUGGCCUUGGCAAGAUGCCUUUCGUCCCUCUGCGGUACAUCACAGCCGGCGUGGGCGCAGUCCGUUUAUCCCUAACAGUGGCGAACCACAAUUCUUGUCUGCAGUCUAACAGCAAGGCAUAUACUUCCUUGUC